Elgaria multicarinata webbii is the source of this 6109-nucleotide messenger RNA. RefSeq names its product ring finger and CCCH-type domains 1 (gene RC3H1). The transcript has 20 exons. Bases 326 to 3727 code for a protein of 1133 amino acids. NCBI's taxonomy places the organism in Eukaryota, Metazoa, Chordata, Lepidosauria, Squamata, Anguidae. Gene Ontology annotation, cellular component: cytoplasmic stress granule. Gene Ontology annotation, molecular function: double-stranded RNA binding; mRNA binding; ubiquitin protein ligase activity. The record is from RefSeq and is a predicted model, not a curated record. Gene Ontology annotation, biological process: ubiquitin-dependent protein catabolic process; nuclear-transcribed mRNA catabolic process, deadenylation-dependent decay; protein polyubiquitination.
GGCCAGCAAAGAGGCACGGCACCCAAGAUGGCCCCUGCUGCAGAGGCAGCCGUGGCAGCAGCAGCAGCAGCGGGCCCGAGGGUGGAAGAGGAGGCCGCGGCCGGCCGGCUCUUUUUGCUGGUGAAGGAGGAGGUGGGCGCCGCGACGGCCACGUCCGUGGUCCGCAGCUGAGAAGAGCUGCUGCCGCUGUCGCGAGGAUAUAUUUCACACUAUGUGCUGACUGUCUGUACUUACAGAAGAUAUUUAAAAACAAUUUUUUUCCAAAAAAAUUUGAUUCCAGUGGAAUCUGCUUUAGAUUUUGUCUUGUGAAAUAACGCCUGAAGCAAUGCCUGUACAAGCUCCACAAUGGACGGAUUUUCUCUCCUGCCCGAUUUGCACGCAAACGUUCGACGAAACGAUCCGAAAGCCCAUCAGCCUGGGCUGUGGCCACACGGUCUGCAAGAUGUGCCUGAACAAGCUCCACCGGAAGGCAUGCCCCUUCGACCAGACCAAUAUCAACACAGAUAUUGAGCACCUUCCUGUGAACUCAGCCUUGUUGCAGCUUGUGGGUGCUCAGGUGCCAGAACAGCAGCCAAUAACUCUACGCAGUGGUGCUGAAGAUACCAAGCAUUAUGAAGAAGCUAAGAAAUGUGUGGAAGAACUAGCCUUGUACCUUAAACCGCUCAGCAGUGCAAGAGGUGUAGGAUUGAACAGCACCACUCAGAGUGUACUAAGCCGGCCCAUGCAGAGGAAGCUUGUGACGUUAGUCCACUGCCAGCUGGUGGAAGAAGAAGGGCGGAUCAGGGCUAUGCGUGCAGCGCGAUCACUGGGUGAAAGAACUGUCACAGAGCUCAUUCUUCAGCACCAGAACCCCCAGCAACUCUCUUCCAACCUUUGGGCUGCAGUGAGGGCUAGGGGCUGCCAGUUUCUUGGACCAGCAAUGCAGGAAGAAGCCCUCAAGUUAGUUCUUUUGGCUUUGGAAGAUGGAUCUGCUUUGUCUCGGAAGGUCUUGGUUCUCUUUGUGGUACAGAGGUUGGAGCCACGAUUUCCUCAGGCUUCUAAAACCAGCAUUGGGCAUGUUGUCCAGCUUCUUUACAGAGCCUCCUGUUUCAAGGUGACUAAACGUGAUGAGGAUUCCUCCCUGAUGCAACUGAAGGAGGAGUUCCGAACAUACGAAGCUCUGAGGCGAGAACACGAUUCCCAGAUUGUGCAAAUUGCUAUGGAGGCUGGUUUGCGCAUUGCUCCAGAUCAGUGGUCCUCGUUGCUGUAUGGAGACCAGUCUCACAAAUCUCAUAUGCAGUCCAUUAUUGACAAGUUGCAGACCCCAGCUUCUUUUGCACAGAGUGUUCAGGAGCUAACCAUUGCUCUCCAGCGUACUGGUGACCCAGCCAAUCUGAAUCGGCUUCGACCUCAUCUAGAACUCUUAGCAAAUAUUGAUCCCAGUCCAGAUGCCCCACCACCUACAUGGGAACAGCUUGAGAAUGGACUGGUUGCCGUGCGGACUGUGGUACAUGGGCUGGUUGAUUACAUUCAAAAUCACAGCAAGAAAGGAGCAGAUCAGCAGCAGCCUCCUCAGCACAGCAAGUACAAGACAUAUAUGUGCCGGGACAUGAAGCAGAGAGGAGGGUGCCCCCGUGGGGCCAGCUGCACCUUUGCGCACUCGCAGGAAGAAUUAGAGAAAUUUCGUAAGAUGAACAAACGUCUUGUUCCUCGAAGACCCCUGAGUGGCUCCUUAGGUCAACUGAAUGAAGUGGGCCUAUCAGCAGCAGCUAUCAUCUCAGAUGAAGGAGUUGUAGACUUGCCCAGCAGAAAACCUUCUGCCUUGCCAAAUGGGAUUGUUUCAACGGGCAGCGCAGUGACGCAGCUUAUCGCUCGUGGAACCGACUCCAGCUACGAAUCAGCCUUGAAGCCUGGGAAAAUUGACCACCAUAGCAGCAGUGCCCCUGGAUCACCUCCUGAUUUGCUGGAAUCUGUUCCCACGAGUCCUCUAUCUGCCUUACCAGUAAACUCCCACCCGGUGGCACCGCGGGGACCUGCAGACCUGCCUCCAAUACCAGUUGGCAAGCAGCUUCAAAUGGUACCACGAGGCUCCCAGUUGUAUCCGGCUCAGCCAACUGAUGUGUUUUACUCAGAUCCUCGAGGACCAGCUCCGCCAUUUGAACACCCACCUUACCAACCAGGUGUGUAUUAUCCUGCAACUCAGUCUUCACAGUGUAUGCCUCGUUUUAUCCGACCUCCUCCGUCUGUUCCUGAACCGGGUCCUGCUUAUUUAGAACAUUACUCGCCAUACAUCCAAGAUCGCAUGAUGAAUUCUCAGUACAGUGCCCAGCCUCCACAAUACCCUCCCAUGGGACAACCCAUGUACCCUCCUCACUAUGACAGCCGGCGAGUGUACCCCUCUGCUCAGCCAUACCAGCGGGAAGAGAUCAUCCGAGGAAGCCCUGUGCCCAUUGAAAUUCCUCCACCAGCUGUGUCGCCAUAUGUACCUGAAACAAGAGACAGAUACCCACAAGUAGAGGGCUACUAUCCAGUUGGUCCACAUCCGAAUCCGAUCAGACCUUCAUAUCACAGAGAGCCUUAUAGCCGGCACCCCCCUCAGCUACAUCCCAGUCUUGAUGAAUUACACCGUCGACGAAAGGAGAUCAUGGCCCAGCUAGAGGAAAGGAAGGUCAUCUCCCCGCCUCCUUUUGCAUCAUCGCCAACUCUGCCUCACUCUUUACACACUGACGAGUAUAUGGAUGAAGACCUGAAAGUAGCUGGCAAAUACAAAGGAAAUGAUUACAGCCAGUACUCUCCCUGGUCGUGUGACACCAUCGGCUCCUACAUUGGAACCAAAGAUGCAAAACCCAAAGACAUUGUGGCAGUGGGGCUUGUGGAGAUGGUGAAUAUAGAUAGCAAGGGGAUGCGAGACCAGCGUUUGGAUUUGCAAAGGAGAGCAGCAGAGACUGGCGAUGAUGAUCUUAUUCCGUUUGGAGAUCGGCCUACGGUGUCGAGGUUUGGCGCCAUCUCACGUACAUCCAAAACGAUGUACCAGAACCCUGGCCCCAUGCAAGCCAUGACAGUUCAAGGGGCUUCCUCAAAACCAGUCAAUGUUUCAGAUUACAGCCCUUACGGAACACACAGUGCAUGGGGAGGCUCAUAUUCCCCCCAUCAAAACAUACCUUCUCAGGGACGCCUUAGUGACAGGGAGAGGUUGUCUAUGACAGAAGUUGCCAGCCAUGGGAAGCCUUUGCCCUCAUCUGAGCGAGAACAACAGCUUCGACUUGAACUGCAGCAACUAAACCAUCAGAUCAGCCAGCAGACGCGAGGACUGGAGGCUGUUAGUAACAGGCUGCUGUUGCAGAGGGAGGCGACCUCCUUGGCAGGCCAACCACAGCCCCCACCGCCACCUCCUAAGUGGCCUGGAAUGAUCUCAAGUGAACAGCUGAGUAUGGAGCUGCACCAGGUGGAGAGGGAAAUCGGGAAGAGAACCCGGGAACUGAGCAUGGAGAGCCAAUCCUCACUAGAUGUAAAAAGCAAAGUCAGUGCCAGUAAGCAGACAGAAAAUGGACAGCAAAGCAAGAUACCAGCUGAGGACCUUGCAUUGACAUUCAGCAGUGAUGUUCCAAAUGGAUCAGCCACAACCCAAGAAAACAUUGGCCUUCUCUCGAACAAAACUGCAGCUCUGAGCUUGUCGGAGGAUACUGAAGGAGGUGGAGGUGAACAGGAUACCCAGAGAGCAGGAGCAACGCCCACCACUGCUCCCUGAAGGAACAAGAGUGUCUCUCCACGUGUGUUGGGGAUCACCUCCCCGCUCCACCUUGGGAUAAUGGGAGACACGGAGCAAGAACUGAAACAGCAGCAGGUCCUGAGACAAUGUGCACAACACCACUACUAGAAACAAGCCCUGCACAUAGUUCAUAUUAACACAUUUUUUAAUUAAAAAAAAUGAAAAUUAGCAGUAUCUGCAAGCAACUCAGAUUAAAUUUGUUUUUGUUCUGUGAAUGAACUUUAUUUUAAUAACUUCGGAUGCCUUGAAUGCCAGGGCUUUAAAAGAAACAGAUUAUAUAUAUAUGUAUAUGUAUAUGUAUAUAUAUAUAUAAUCCACACUCUCUCUCUAUUUGAUUAAUUGUAUGAUCUUAAAUGAGGUAGUUUUCUCUUUUAUUUUGGUAUUAUUACAUACCCAGUGUAUAAAUCCUUCUUGGCCUCUUUCCUCCUCCCUUCAAAACAAGCUCACUCAUCACUGCAUUAUGUGAGUUUGAAAGGAAAAUAGGGAAUGUGAGAUGGAGGAGGAAGCUCUAAAUUGCCUGGUCAGAAAAUGUGUAGCAGAGUUUCUGAAAGUAACUGUCUUUGUAGAUGCUAGUUCCUUGUCAUUAGCCAUCAUAUUUUCCUAACCAUGAUAGCUGUUAAACUUUAGGUUGUGAAGCAUUUAUCAUCACCUCAACAAUAACGAACUUCAUAGGAUGCAGAAGACCUCAGGGAUUGGUUUUUCCAUUUCUGAAAAGAGUGGAGUUGCCUGGCUCUUUAUUCAUUAUAAAUUGGCUAAUAUUGAUUGAUCCUGGUACUCUUGAUAGGCAACAGGUGUGUUCCAUCUGCAAAGAGAUGCAGAUUUAAAACAAUACCUAGAAAUAGGUGUAGAGUGGCUUCUGAUGUGACCAAGAUGUGGGGGUUAGGAUGGAAUGUGCAGGCCUCCCUGCUUCUGAAUUAUCUUUUGUACCCUGCUGUGAUUUGCAUGAUAUUCUAUGAUAUUCAGUGGAAGGAGAGAUUUGGCAUCUGCUCUGUUUUAGCUCUGAUAGAAAAGUGUGGAGACAGGAAGUACAGGCACCUUUUACUUCCUGUUCUCUCUGCAUCUUUAUUGCAUCUAAAGCUGCUUUGGAUAUCAUUGACCUCUCUUGGGGGAAUGGAUGGGCUGGUGUUGCCCUCACUGCUGUGUCUAAUCUUUGAAAGUCACAGCUUCCUCUGAAUAGUAGAGAGACUGGCUUCCAAGAAAAUAAAACUCCUCAAUUUUACUUUCAGCAAUUCUGUCUCAAAAGCAAAACUCAUCAGAACCUACAUGAGAUGGAAAACCUUAUUGUUUCUACAGGUGCCAUUUUGUUUAUGACUGUCCUUAAAAUGCCACUGUUGCACGUAGAGAUCUACUCAUGCUGUGCAUGUUUUGACUUCCUUCCUCAUCUCUCCCUCGUACCUAUACAUGGGCCGAGAUGCUCUGAGUCGACAUCUUUACAAAAGCUUGCUUGCAUCUCUUAGGCCUGAUUCUCCGUAUGAAUUAGACUACUAAAUCUCAGAAAGCACUGGCUAUGUAAUAAGUUAAAGCAUUGCUUUGGUUGGGUAAAAGCAAAAGUUUAUUAAUCUUGUUUUAGGUUAUUUUUCUUCCCUUAAGGUCCAUUAAGAUCAAAACACCCUUCAGCUGUUUUGAACCUGUCUUAACUGUUAAAUAAAACAAAAUGGGGGGAUACAGUCCCCCUGUUGCCUACCAGUAGGAGUGUCCAAGCAGAAGACUCUUUUGAGUAGUGAUUAUUUAAUUUGCCCAGUCAAGGCACCGCAUUUAUAUAUACUAUUUCACAUUGAAUUUGAUUAUGCCCUACAGACCUGACUGGCCAAAAAUUUGAUAUGCAUAUUGGCUUGGGAAUCGAGCAUUCAUUUUUUAUUUAAAUAAUAUAUAUAUAUAUAUAUGUGUGUGUGUGUGUGUGUGUGUGUCCGCACACAUAUAUACACAUAUAUAUGUAGUUAUAGCUGUAUAUAUAUUGGGUAUGUUUUAAGAAUAUUUUCACAUGAGUGCAGCUGUUUUAAAGCAUCUGGGAGGUAGAGGCACUGAAAAUAUAUCUCGAAAGGCAUUUUAACUCUCAUCGCUUCUAUUUCUCUUAAACCCAUGUGCCACUCUGUCAGAACUGCAGCACAAGAAAUGUUCUUCUUCCUUUCACGCUAGAUCUGGAUAGAAAUGCAUGCUCUUCUCUUUAUGGGAAUUGUUCACUUGAGGUGAGCCCAUCACACUUUUCUGCCUUCCCUGAUGAGGGGAGCAAUGAAGCAAGCAAGAAGCAAGCUGACCUUGCUUUUAAAGAUUAUUUUUCUUGUCAUUUUUCCCAACAUAGAAAGCAUUUUCACUGAACCUGGUGUAUUAUCCCUCAUAUAAAGAGCCUAGUCAAGAAUACAA